Molecule: messenger RNA, 1912 nt
Organism: Platichthys flesus (European flounder)
Lineage: Eukaryota; Metazoa; Chordata; Actinopteri; Pleuronectiformes; Pleuronectidae
Product: 4-galactosyl-N-acetylglucosaminide 3-alpha-L-fucosyltransferase 9-like
Exons: 2
Coding region: 683-1777 (364 amino acids)
Cellular component (GO): membrane
Molecular function (GO): alpha-(1->3)-fucosyltransferase activity
Source: RefSeq, a predicted model, not a curated record
GGGUUUGUGGUGAUAACAAGUUCCUGAUUGUUUCUGACUCAUUUCCUCUUUCACUGACAGGAAGUGAGCACUGCUCUCUACACAACUGAUUCUGUCCAUCAAACCAAGCUCCAGGACGACGAGCCGUCUCCUCAGGAGGUGAAGCUGCUCGUCUGCUGAGGAACGUCUGCUGAGGAACAUCUGCUGAGGAACAUCUGCUGAAGAACGUCUGCUGAGGAACGUCUGCUGAGGAACAUCUGCUGAGGAACAUCUGCUGAAGAACAUCUGCUGAAGAACGUCUGCUGAAGAACAUCUGCUGAGGAACAUCUGCUGAGGAACAUCUGCUGAGGAACAUCUGCUGAAGAACAUCUGCUGAAGAACAUCUGCUGAAGAACAUCUGCUGAAGAACAUCUGCUGAAGAACGUCUGCUGAAGAACAUCUGCUGAGGAACAUCUGCUGAGGAACAUCUGCUGAGGAACAUCUGCUGAAGAACAUCUGCUGAAGAACAUCUGCUGAAGAACGUCUGCUGAAGAACAUCUGCUGAGGAACAUCUGCUGAGGAACAUCUGCUGAGGAACAUCUGCUGAAGAACAUCUGCUGAAGAACAUCUGCUGAAGAACGUCUGCUGAAGAACGUCUGCUGAGGAACGUCUGCUGAGGAACUUCGGUCGGUGUUGGUUGGUUGUGACUGGACGAGGGUGGGACAUGUCGUCCUCAGGUCAGAGGACGUCUCUGCGCCCGUUUGUCCUCAGCUUCCUUUACUCGUGCCUGUUCCUGCUUCUUGUCUUCUCAUAUUUCAAACGUGAAAAGCUCCGUGCGUUCGUCUUCUCCGUGGAGACAGACAGUCUCUCCUGUCCUGCAGAGGACGCUCUGAACUGCGAGUCCAACCCAAACUGUUCGUCCCCAGCAGAGGACGGAGACACUGUCCUGCUGAUCUGGACGUGGCCGUUUGGCCAAAGGUUCGAUCUCAGCUGCAGCUCGUUCAACGUCACCAGGUGUCUUCUGACGGACGACAGGUCUCUGCUCCAACGAGCCGACGCCAUCUUGUUCCACCACGUGGACAUUCACCUCGCCGACAUCCCCACAGAGCCACGCCCCUGCUUUCAGAAGUGGGCGUGGCUUAAUAUGGAGUCACCUGCGAACUCGGCUAGGAUUCCUGAACUCGAUGAUUUGUUUAACGUGACUUGCAGCUACCGCCUGGACUCAGACGUCCCAGUGCCUUAUGGGUAUCUGGUGCCUGUGACGUCUGAGGACGAGUCCUUCAAAGUGCCGGAGAAGCAGCUGCUUGUGUGUUGGAUCGUGAGCAACUGGAACAGGAGACACAGACGAGUCCAGUUCUACAACGAGCUGAAGAGACAUGUCCACGUCAGCGUCUUCGGGGACGCCUUUGGCCGACGCAUGAGUGACGGAGAGUUCAAGAGCACGAUGGCCAGCUGUAAGUUCUACCUCUCCUUUGAAAACUCAGAGCACACGGACUACAUCACAGAGAAGCUGUAUGGACCCAUGCUGCUGGGGACUGUCCCAGUCGUCCUCGGACCCCCCAGGAAGAAUUACGAGGACCACGUCCCGGCCGACGCUUUUAUUCACGUGGACGACUUCCCGUCUGCAGAGCUUCUGGCAGAGAGGCUGCGUCAGCUCGACCACGACCACCACGAGUACAGAAGCUUCUUCAACUGGACCAGAAGGUUCAGAGUCCACAGGUCCUGGUUCGGACCAGAACACGUCUGCAAAACCUGCCGCUACCUUCAGACCCACCGGGGACAACAUGUCUGUCCUCGUCUCAACAGGUUCUGGUGUUAAAACGAUCAGAGAGACGCAGACAUCAGACAUGUCUUCUGUGGACAUGAAGACAACAAAGGGACAGAGACACAUGUGAAGACACGCGUCACAUGACCGUUCUCCUACACUGGUCAUGUGGUAGGAGAACGACCAAUA